This is a messenger RNA of Fusarium oxysporum Fo47, 1883 nucleotides long. Its product is annotated as hydroxymethylglutaryl-CoA synthase. Gene Ontology annotation, molecular function: hydroxymethylglutaryl-CoA synthase activity. Lineage: Eukaryota; Fungi; Ascomycota; Sordariomycetes; Hypocreales; Nectriaceae. The transcript is spliced from 3 exons. Bases 122 to 1492 code for a protein of 456 amino acids. The record is from RefSeq and is a predicted model, not a curated record. Gene Ontology annotation, biological process: ergosterol biosynthetic process; acetyl-CoA metabolic process.
AUUAUAAGAUAUCUCCACAUCCUCUUCUUCUCUCUCGACUUCUCUUCCAUCUCUUCUUCUCUUUGUCUUCCUCUUCUUCUUCCCCCACCAACCGUCUCUUUCUCUCCCCAAAUCUUUCAUCAUGUCUCGUCCUCAGAACAUUGGCAUCAAGGCCAUUGAGCUUUAUGUCCCUAGCCAGUAUGUUGAUCAGGUUGAGCUCGAGAAGUUCGAUGGCGUUAGUGCCGGAAAGUACACUAUUGGUCUUGGCCAGACCAAGAUGAGCUUCUGCGACGACCGUGAGGACAUCUACUCUUUCGCCCUUACUGCUACCUCCAAGCUCCUUAAGAACUACAACAUCGACCCCAACUCGAUUGGUUACCUCGAGGUCGGUACCGAGACUCUUCUCGACAAGUCCAAGUCCGUCAAGAGUGUUCUUAUGCAGCUUUUUGGCGACAACACCAACAUCGAGGGUGUCGACACUAUCAAUGCUUGCUACGGUGGUACCAACGCUGUUUUCAACGCCAUCAACUGGGUUGAGUCUUCCGCUUGGGACGGUCGCGAUGCUAUCGUUGUUGCCGGUGAUAUUGCUCUCUACGCCAAGGGCAACGCUCGCCCCACUGGUGGUGCUGGUGCCGUCGCUCUCCUGAUCGGCCCCAACGCCCCCAUUGUUGCCGAGCCCGGUCUGCGUGGUACCUACAUGCAGCACGCCUAUGAUUUCUACAAGCCCGACCUUACCAGCGAGUACCCCUAUGUUGAUGGCCACUACUCCGUCAACUGCUACACCAAGGCCCUCGAUGCCGCUUACCGCGCUUACUGCAAGCGUGAGGCCAAGCAGGCCACUAACGGCACCAACGGUGCUUCCAACGGUGACGACUCUACCAAGACCAGCCUCGACCGCUUCGACUACCUUGCUUUCCACUCCCCUACCUGCAAGCUUGUCCAGAAGUCUUACGCUCGUCUCCUCUACCACGACUACCUCGCCAAUGCCGACUCUCCUGCUUUCGCCGAGGUCGCUCCUGAGCUCCGUGACAUGGACUACGAGAAGUCCUUGACCGACAAGGUUGUUGAGAAGACCUUCAUGGCCCUCACCAAGAAGCGUUUCCAGGAGCGUGUCAACCCCUCUAUCCAGGUCGCCACCAACUGCGGUAACAUGUACUGUGGCAGUGUCUGGGGUGGUCUUGCCAGUUUGAUCAGCGUUGUCGACAACAAGGCUCUUGAGGGCAAGCGAAUUGGUCUCUUCAGCUACGGAUCUGGUCUUGCUGCCAGUUUCCUGUCUUUCCGCAUCAACGGCAGCGUUGAGAAGAUCUCCAGCGUCCUCAGCAUCCCUACCCGUCUUGAGGCCCGCCGCGCUGUCCCCCCUGAGACUUACGAUGAGAUGUGCAACCUCCGAAAGCAGGCCCAUCUCCAGAAGGACUACACUCCCAAGGGUGAUGCCUCUACCAUCGCCCCUGGUACUUACUACCUUACCAAGGUCGACGACAUGUUCAAGCGCGAGUACGCUAUCAAGGAGUAAAGAUCAUCCUUUGAAAAUCUAAAGAAUCCUUGCUCGAACAACUUUUUAUACGAGACAUUUUUCGCUUCUAGACUUGGUUCCAUUACAGCUAUGGACCGGGCAGUAAGCAUAUCAUGAACAUGAUGACUUCAAUGGGAGAAAACUUAGACGCACAGGGAAGAAGAAUACAGCGGAUGAUGAUAGAAGCGCAAUUCGCGCAGUGGAGAUUGACAUCAAGGUCCUCUAAUUGAGCUAAUAAUGAUGGGCAUUAUGGCUUGUGGAAGUACUGGGCCCCGUCUCUCCUGGGAGAUUUACGAGGAAGUUUGUCAAGGCCCGUACCAUAUAGACCUGGUCAUUUGGCGCUUAGAAGAGUUUACGAUACUUGGAAUAUAAAAAAAAGUAUUUCAAUCGA